Molecule: messenger RNA, 3788 nt
Organism: Myxocyprinus asiaticus (Chinese sucker)
Lineage: Eukaryota; Metazoa; Chordata; Actinopteri; Cypriniformes; Catostomidae
Product: squalene synthase-like
Exons: 8
Coding region: 656-1912 (418 amino acids)
Biological process (GO): cholesterol biosynthetic process; farnesyl diphosphate metabolic process
Cellular component (GO): endoplasmic reticulum membrane
Molecular function (GO): squalene synthase [NAD(P)H] activity
Source: RefSeq, a predicted model, not a curated record
AUAUUAAUAUAUAAUAUUUUUAUGGCAGUUUUUGAUGCAGAUAUUUUUGUCCUCUAAGGACCUCUGAGUAACUUUUUUUAAUAGACACACAAGGGUUAAUGCAUAUACAGUAUAAAGCAAUUAAUAUUGUAAAUAAUGUGGUAUUCAUAACUGCCAUAACAAUCAUGCUUUACACCGUAUUGUAUGGAAACUUUUUAAGAAUAGCCUACAACAAAAACACCAAUACUGCAUCAUGAGCAGAAACACACAUUAAAUAACAACAACACAACAUUAAGAUGUAUGUGCUCCAUUUUUAAGAUCUGCUGCUGCUCUGGUGAUUCUGUUCAUUGUAUUCAGACCAUCCCGGUUUUUAUAAUUCCCCUCAACGUCAUCGUUGAUCUGACCAAUGAGCGACUCUCACAGCUGUGAGUCACGCCUAUUGGUCACUGGGCGGGGCAUCACACCAGUCGCUCUCGCCGUUCAUUGGUCGCUACGCUCUGAGCCCAUGACGCGUGAGCCAAUCAGAGGCGUCAGUUGAUCGUGUGAGAGAGAUUUACGGUGCGCAGGUGGGAUUAUGCCGCAUCCCGCAUCUCUGUAGAGGUUGAAUGGAAACACCAGCGCUUGAAUUUCACAUCACCUGUUAAGAAAAGCAUCCUGACUGAACGUGUAAGCACAAAUGGACAUCCUGAAGUCUUUAGGACACCCGGAAGAGAUCUACAAUCUCUGUAAAUACAAAAUAGGAGGCUGCCGUUCUGUAAUGCCAAAAUUGGAUUAUGACUCCAUGAGCGAAGCCCUGCGGACCUGCUACGCGUAUCUGAACCAGACGAGCCGGAGCUUCGCGGCGGUGAUUCAGGCCCUGGACGGAGAACUACGGCAUGCGGUGUGUAUAUUCUACCUGGUUCUGCGAGCUCUGGACACGGUUGAAGACGACAUGACGAUCCCGCUGGAGAAGAAGGUUCCGUUACUGCAUGAUUUUCACACGUUCCUCUAUGAGCCGGAGUGGUGCUUCACCGACAGCAGAGAGAAAGACAGACAGGUCCUGGAGGAUUUUCCCACGAUUUCAGUGGAGUUCAGGAAUUUGGGCCAGGAGUAUCGGGAUGUAAUUUCAGAUAUUUGUCACCGGAUGGGUGUUGGGAUGGCAGAAUUCCUGGAGAAGAAAGUUGGAUCCAUGAAUGAGUGGGACGAGUACUGUCAUUACGUGGCGGGUCUGGUUGGGAUCGGACUGUCCCGUCUGUUCUCAGCGUCUCAGCUGGAAGAUCCCGAGGUGGGCCGUGACACAGAACUGGCGAACUCUAUGGGUCUGUUUCUCCAGAAGACCAACAUCAUCAGAGAUUACCUGGAGGACCAGCAGGAGGGACGAGCCUUCUGGCCGCAGGAGGCCUGGAGUCAGUUUGCAUCGCGUCUCGAAGAUUUUGCUCAGCCACAGAAUUUAAGCUCCGCCCUUUCCUGUCUCAACCUGCUGGUGACCGACGCCCUCCGUCACGUCCCUGAUGUCAUCACGUAUCUGUCCCGCCUCCGCAACCAGAGCGUCUUCAAUUUCUGUGCCAUCCCGCAGGUGAUGGCAAUAGCAACUCUUUCAGCAUGCUACAAUAACCCUCACGUGUUCCAGGGCGUGGUGAAGAUCCGUAAGGGUCAGGCGGUCACGCUCAUGAUGCAGGCCACAAACAUGAGUGCUGUUCAGAGUAUAAUCGCACAGUACAGUCAGGAGAUCCUGCAGAAAGUUUCCAUUACAGAUCCGUCUCGUGAAAAGACGCUGUGUAUCUUGAGUCUGAUCCGUGAGAAGAGUCUGUCUCCUGCCACGCUGUCAUCCCGAGCACAUCAUCUCUCUCCGGUCUACGUGUCUGCCGCGAUGCUGUUAGCGGCUCUCAGCUGGCAGUACCUCAACGCCACGGCCGGACAGCCACCAGGUGCCACCGAUGUGCAGGGUCACUGAGACUGUACCUGAAUUUAUCCGAAUUCAGUUCAGCCCUACCGGGUCACUGACAUGGACACACAGAGCGCCCUGCACCCGUCCAGGCAACUGCAGCUGUCAGGCGAAGCUUGAAAAGGGAUUGUGGCGGGAUUUUUAGUUUUUAGUUUUUUGUUUUUUUUCCCUGGAGUAAAUCUCACGAAAACAUGUCUGAGUUAUAUUUCACCACAAAAUCAAAAUCAAAAUCAAAAUAAAUUAUAUUUUUACGAGUAUUAAGGUUUUUAAGUACAUUUUCCCCUCACGUUUUAAUGCUUCUGUAUGUUUGACUUUUUAUUACCGCAUUUUCACUGCUGGAUAAAAAUAUGUUGUUUUAUUUAAAUCGGGAUACAUAUAAAUACUAGCAUAAUACUCCAAGUUGUAUGAAUAUAUUUAAUUUAAAUAUGUAAUUUUUUCACAUAACAGAAAUGAGAAUUUGGCGGUAAAAAUGGCUUAAAUUGUCAUUUUAAUGGUUCUAAAAUGGACUAUUUUCUUUUAAAGGAAUAUUCCGGGUUUAUUACAAGUUGAGCUCAAUCGACAGCAUUCGUGGCAUGAUGUUGAUUGCCACAAAAAAAAUAUUUUGACUCGAAAAUAAUUAUUUCCUUUACAAUGGAAGUCAAUGGGGUCAGUAAUCUGUAAACGUUAAAAUACUCACUGUUUCAAAAGUAUAGACACAAGACAUAAACAAUAUGUGUGUUAACAUGAUUUUACUGUCAUACACUUACUAACCACUAUUUAACAGAAGAAUCAAUGUAAGUGCUGUUAUAAAAUGAUAAGCUUCACAUUUCUGCCUUUAAACCCUCCAAAGAAUCGCCCAUUGACUUCCAUUGUAAGUGUCUCACCUGAACACAGAUUUGAGCUUUUUUUUUUUUUUUUUAAGAAAACGAGUCUAAAUGAAUUUUUGUGGUCAUCAGCAUUAUGAUACAAAUGCUGUCGAUUGAGCUCAGCUUGUAUUGAACCCGGAAUAUUCCCUUAAGUGAAAUGUCUCAAAUGUUUUCGUGAAAUUCACUCGGUUUCUACGGCAACUUGCAGAGAUGCGUCUUUGUCGGCUGUCUUUGUGAUGUUCAUUUGAGUUUCUCAGAGAAAAUGGUUCUGUUAUUGAGGUGUUAUUGAGGUGUUAUUGAGGUGUUAUUGAGGUGUUAUUGAGGUUUUUCUUUUGUUCAUUUGGUUUUUGUUUAGUUUGUUUUGACAGUUCUGACGAUUCAUCCUAAACUUCAGGUACAUGCAGAAAAAUGUGUCUCAUUUCAGUAUAAUAAUCACAGUAAUCAUAUAAAAUAUUUUACCCCAGAAAGGGAGAUGAAAUUAUAUUUUGCAUUAAUAUAUUGCAUUUUUUGCAUUACAGGUAAUGUGAAUUUGGGAGGUAAAUGCACUUAAUUGUACUGAAAAUAAUGUAACAAUGCAACACAUUUUAAUGAACCUUUAUGCAAAAAAAAAAAAAAAAAACACAAAAACUUUCUUUUGAUAUUUGGGUGAAAUAUGACCUGGACAUGUUCUUGACAGGUUUGGAUGACAAGGUUGUAUGUUUUCAGAACAUAUAUGUGGAAAUGGCAAAUCACAAUGUUUAAAGUCUCGAUUCAACACUGCGAAUUGUAGAUUCUGUUUUUGCACAAUUUGUCAUUGGAUCAGUUUGAAUAUUCAGUCACUGUAUAACUAAAGCCCAAAUAUUUAAUGUCUGACAUGCACGAAUGGAGAGACUUCAGCAUGUGACUGUAAAGUGUCCUUAUAUUAUAGAGCUUUUAUGAGGAAAAAAUAACUUUGUACAUAUAAUCCAAGGGUCAGUUUAAUUAGCAUUGCUAUGUAAUGUGGGACUUUGAUUUGUAAAUACAUUUAGAGAUAAACAGUAUAUUAAAAAAAUAAUAUGGCU